Messenger RNA from Vicia villosa (hairy vetch), 2582 nucleotides. RefSeq names its product pentatricopeptide repeat-containing protein At1g09220, mitochondrial. NCBI's taxonomy places the organism in Eukaryota, Viridiplantae, Streptophyta, Magnoliopsida, Fabales, Fabaceae. The transcript is spliced from 2 exons. Gene Ontology annotation, molecular function: protein binding; RNA binding. Bases 59 to 1567 code for a protein of 502 amino acids. Gene Ontology annotation, biological process: RNA modification. The record is from RefSeq and is a predicted model, not a curated record.
CUGUUUUUGGUUAUUAAAUUUUCAAAAAAAAACAUAAUCUGUUUGUGUUUUAUCAACAAUGUCACAUUUGAAGUUAAUGUACCCUGUUUCAUCUUAUGUUGCAUCAGCCAUAAUACCCACCACCACCAUCGUUUCUCAUCAAACCACCAACCUCCAUUUUCAAAACCCCAAACCAAACCAUCCACAACACUUCCUCUCCCUUCUCCUUCACAACCCUUCUCACCACCAAUCCCUCCAACAACUCCACUCUCAAAUCAUCACUUCCUCCCUCUUCCACCAUCACCCUUUCCACAACAACCCAACUUCUCUCCUCCUCUUCAACAACCUUAUCCGUUCUUACUCCCUCUCCUCUUCCCCCCAUCACGCCCUUCACUUCUUCACCUCGACUCUCAACUCCCUCACACACCCUCUUUCACUUGACUCCUUCACAUUCACUUUCCUCUCUCACACUUGCGCGAAUUUUAGUUCUUGUUCUUUUGGGUUUCAUCUCCAUGGUGUUAUUUUUAAACUGGGUUUUCAAUCUCAUGUCUAUGUUCAAACUGGGUUGCUUCGUAUGUACGCAAGCUGGGGUCUUUUGGUUUCCGCGGCAGAGGUGUUCGACGAAAUGCCGCAGAGAAGUAUUGUUACUUGGAAUGUUUUUAUUAAUGGUUUGAUUAAAUGGGGUCAGCUGGAUUUCGCUCGGUCCGUGUUUGAUCGGAUGGUGACUCGGAGUGUGGUGUCGUGGACUCUUGUUAUUGAUGGGUAUACGAGGGUGAAUAAGCCGUUGAAAGCUUUGGCUUUGUUUAGGAAAAUGGUUGAGGUUGAUGGUAUAGAGCCUAAUGAGGUUACCCUUUUGGCUGUUUUUCCUGCUAUUGCUAGUCUUGGGUAUAUCAAGAUGUGUCGGUCUGUUCAUGGGUGUGUGGAGAAGAGAGGGUUUAACGCGGUUGAUAUAAGGAUUGUGAAUUCGUUGAUUGAUUUGUAUGCGAAGUGUGGAUGUAUAGAGAGUGCGAGUAGAGUAUUCUCGGAGAUGCCUGAGUGGAGGAAGAAUUUGGUGUCGUGGAAUUCUGUUAUAUCUGGUUUUGCUAUAUUUGGGAUGGUGAGGGAGGCUGUGGAGACUUUUGAAAGAAUGGAGAAGGCUGGCGUGCGGCCGAAUCAUGUGGCGUUUCUUAGUGUUUUGAGUGCUUGUAGUCACGGUGGAUUGGUGGAGGAGGGGCUUGAGUUUUUCGGUAAAAUGGUGAAUGAUUAUGGACUUGUGCCGGAUGUUAAACACUAUGGUUGUGUGAUUGAUAUGCUUGGGAGAGCAGGGAGGUUGGAAGAAGCUGAAAAGGUUGCCUUACAGGUUCCUCGUGAGGUCGCAAAUGAUGUUAUUUGGAGGACGCUUCUUGGAGCUUGCAGCGUUCAUGAUAAUGUUGAAAUUGGUCAGAGGGUGACUAAGAAGAUAUUGGAGAUGGAGAAGGGGCAUGGCGGUGAUUAUGUUCUAAUGUCUAAUAUUUUGGCAGGUGUUGGGAGAUUCAAGGAUGUCGAGAGAUUAAGGGAAAUGAUCGAUACGAGAAAUGCCUUCAAACUCCCAGGCUAUAGUUUAGUCUAAAUUUCAUGUGAUAUAUAAUAUAGGUGAUAACAUUUGAAGCAGAUAGGAGCCCCAUCAUGGAACAUAGGAGAAGUACCAUGUGAGAGGCUCACUCACCACUAGACCAAUGGUCUAUUGGUAGGUCAUCGCUCUUUGCUUCAGAUCUUCUGAACUACUUCAAUUCAUCAAAUUGAAGUGUAAUAUUUACGUCCAAGUACAUUGAAUCUGGAUGCUCGCGCGUUCUUGUUAUCACUACAGAUCUGUGAUAUUGCAUGAUCCAUUUCUUCAUAGAGGAUUAGUGUCAAACUGUAAAUUGAAACAUAUUGCUAUUUGCUCAGUGUUUUGAAAGCUGACAUAAGAUCGAUACUCCACGAUCGGACCUUUUCUCGGUGGGAACCAAAACUCAACGUCGUCUACAAACUGUUUACAUGACAAUGUGAGGGAAGGGUGGAUUAGAGCAUGUUCUUGAAAUCAUAUAAAUGUAUUAAAUGAUUAUGAUGAGUUUCAUUUUCCAGUGCGACGAUCCAAAAGCGCGAACCGAUUAUUGAGAUUCCUUUGGAUCUUGAAACAACCAUCAGACCUUUAUCUGGUGUUUGAGGUAAAAUAAAUUAUCACAAUGAUCAUCAAUAGUAGACAUGUGUAUUAUCUUAUAUAGAUUUUGUGCAUUUUGAUGUUGAAAUAGAAUAGAAUUGUGUUUGCAAACAAAAAUCUUUAAUAAGAAUACAAGAAAUUUUUGAAAAGGUUUAAGAAAAUAUAUUAUGAUCAUGAAGAUGUCACAUAUGCAUGAAUUACACGUAAGGUAAUGCGUAAUUUGUUUUCUUGCUCGAGUUAGUCUGGAUUUCAAUUGUUGAAGGGUGUGUUCGAAGAUUGCAAUCUAGACAAAUAUUUAUUUGCAUUGAAUAUGUUUCUAAUGAAGAGAUUUGUUGUAUUGAAGUAUUAUUUUAAUUUUGGGUGUGUUUGAAUUUUAAUCUCCAAACAAUAAAAAGCGAAUUUUCGAAUUUUCAAGAGUGCAGUGAGCAUUAUCCUUACAUAUCUU